Messenger RNA from Priapulus caudatus, 4398 nucleotides. Its product is annotated as trinucleotide repeat-containing gene 18 protein-like. The record is from RefSeq and is a predicted model, not a curated record. The transcript has 15 exons. The coding region runs from base 1 to 4398 and encodes 1465 amino acids. Gene Ontology annotation, molecular function: chromatin binding. NCBI's taxonomy places the organism in Eukaryota, Metazoa, Priapulida, Priapulimorpha, Priapulimorphida, Priapulidae.
AUGGCUAGGCAGCAUGGCUACCCUAUGUCCUCAUCGAUGGAUGCUUCACACUUGCCCCUGCCACCCAGAGGCUAUCAGAUCAGCAGACAUCCCAUGAACGGUCAACUCAUCCUGGUUCCCGCGGCUAGUCUAGACCCACGGGAGCUGCCACCGGCUGGGGUGUGGUCUGGCUACCCUCAGUCAGCCACACCUACUCCUAUCCACUCCCAACACCUGCAGGAACUCAUAGUGGCCCAGCAACAGAUGGCAGCACAGGAGCAAGGCGAGUUCCAGCGCCAUCUCGUGGAGAGGCAGAGAAACAUCAGUUAUGCAAUGGCUGUUCAACAACAUUACCAGCUUCAACAGGAACAGCGGAAGGACAUUGAUGAUGAUUCUGUGUCACCGUCUCCUGGAGCAGAUGCGAUAGAGAGGAAGCCGGCUGGCUUUCCUUACUACGCAGGGGUGCAGCCGUACCCGUACCCUUACCCCUCUGCCGUAUAUGACCCUCCCCCCAUGCUGGUGCCAGUCUCCUCCCUCAGAGCAGCCUCGCCCGCUGCGACCGCGCGUCCGCUCACCGUGACGGUGAAGCCUCAGCAGACACCACCGCUGACGGCGGCAGCCGCGAGCGCGCAGCAGGAACACGCUAGCCAUGUCGCUGAGAAACACCGCACCAUCAAGCAGGCCAGCCCCGGCAAGCGAGACCGCAGGAAGGAGCAGGAGAAGAGCAAGGCUACUCCUCCUAUCCUGCUGAAGAAGGAGAUGAAAUCCAUCGAGUGUCAGGUGGAUGACAUCGUACUGGAAACCAUGACAACGCCCCGCACGCUCCUGUCUCGCACAAAGGAGCGGAAUCGCAGCGGUGGCAGCAAGGCUAAAAAGUCACCUCUGGAAGCAGCUGGCAGGGUGGUGGAUGGAGCGAAGGUGGAGGGGGAAGUCGCUGCACGCGUCGGCAGAAUGGAGGGAGAGGUGGCGGGUGAAUCACUAGUGAAUCACUCUUCUCCUCCGCCACUGCUCAGGCAAGCAGAGUCACGUGACAGUCCGAUGCCGAGACUCAUAAAGCAAGCUGCUGACAGCGGAGUUGCUGCCAUCGUGGCGCCCCCUAGCGGUGCACCGGUCGUUGUGGACGCAGCAUUGGAGAAGCCAACGGAUGCUGCGCACACGCCAGAAGAAGAUGGCCUCGCUGAGCCACCCAAGCUAGAGAAAAUGGAAAUUGAGCCGGUGACAAGUGCUCAACAAUUAACCAGUCAUCCGAUACCAACGGCAUUGCUGCCCGCGCGUCAUGACAGUGGGAGUAGUAACGCCACUGUCCCUGAAUUAGACCCUGUACAAGACAUCACAGAUAAAGAGAGAGAGGUUGCUACUAUCAUGGCCUCAGGCAUUACCUGGCAACCAUCUACAGACGCAAAGGUGUCUCCAUGGCAACACUCAGAUGCUGCCACCCCAGCACUGUGGCAGCCAUUCUCGAAUGGGAAGUUAUCGCCGUGGCAACCAUUUACUGACAGCAAAGCUUCCCCGUGGCAUCUGUUUGCAGAUGCUCAGCCAUUGCUGUGUCGCCGUGAUACCGCAUCAGCGGUGGAGGAGAAUGCAGCAGCAGCAGCAGCAGCAGCAGCAGCAGCAGCAGCAGCAGCAGUAGCAGGGGAUCUGCUGUCACCUACAUGUAGUCAGGCAUCUGACAGCACUGGUUUAGGACUGCUGUGUGCUCUCGCUGAGGAAAAAUACACAAAACUGGUGCAAUGUGAGGUUGAGCAGCACCCCCUGAUUGAGACCUGCAGUGAAAAGCGCCCCCUGGAAGAGGCCAGCAGUCAGGGGCGACCCCUGGUUGAGGUUUGUAGUGAGCAGCAUCUCUCUGCAGAUGGCUGCAGUGAGGAGCCCUCUCUGGCAGACUCCUACAGUGAGGAGCGCCCCCUAUCAGUGGUCUGCAGUGAGCCUCCCUCCCUGGCAACCUGCGACAGCGAGGAUUCCCCGGCGCAUGACAGUAGUGAUCAGCGCCUCCUGGUGGAGGUGUGUAGCGACGAGCGGUCGCUGAAGCGUCAGGAUUCGACGGACAGCAUCUUCAGUGAAGGCACGCAUGUGAGCAAUCUGAUCCAUGAUAUCAACCGCAACAAGGCGAGCACUCCGGACAAGAACAUGUGUGACUUCAUCCAACAGUCAUGUCAGCCUGGCAGCAAGCCCCAGCAUGACACGAGUAAAGUCAGCAGCAGGCAGGCAGCGGGUGCGUGUAGGUUCGGCAGUCCUGAGCACAGUGUGGAUGACAUGGAUGCGAUGGAGCUGGACAUGCGCAUGAGACUCGCUGAGUUGCAGCGACGUUACAAGGAGAAACAGAGGGAGCUGUCGAAGCUUCAGCCACGACGCGACAAGUCCGAUCACUACUCAAGCAAACGCCCCGGUCGCCCGCGGAAACGCAAGUGUAACAGCUCGAGUCGUCGCAGCAGUAAGGAGAGUUCGUCGUCCCGUCCGCGGAGAGAGGAGGAGAGUUCUGCACGCCGCCUGAAGGAGCAACAACGCAGCCGCGACGAGAAGAGCUCAGUGAUGGCUUUCAAUCGAACAACGAUAAAGCCAUCUCCAGAUAAACCAAAGAAGCUUGUCCUCUCCAUAGCGAUUAGGAGGCCAGAGCCGGAGAAACAGAAGGAAAAACUAGUUUCUUCAGAAAAAAAUCUGAAAGCAGUGAUUAUAGCGGAGGAAAAGGCACCAGUUAUAGAUAAACAGAUUGCUCCAGCUGUGGUUGAGGCCAAGCCUAGGGUGCUGCUGCAAUCAUCACUGAAGACAUCGCUCAAACCUGAUAGGGAGCCAGAAAAGAGACUGCACUCAAAGAACAAAACACCGAGCAAGACUGAGCCACUACAUGUGUUCACGGGUGAUAUGCAUGAGCUGCAUGCUGUCAGUGGCUUGACUGGUCUCGGACUUCUGGCUCAUUAUAUCACAACUACCAGAAGUCGUCAAAAAAAAGAAGAAUCAGAAGACGAAGACGACGACGUGGAUGGAGCGUCAGCGUCCAAAAAGCGCAAGCCUGGACGACCGAAGAAACAUUCCCCAGACAGUGAUGGAGAACAAACAGAAACAAUAGUCGCCAAGAAACCAAGGAACCUGGCCCUCUGGCGGCUGAAAUCUGACCUAAAGCCAGAUGACACACCUCUCCCACCGACACGCAAACCAAAGCCAGUAGUGAGGACAGACUUCAGCCCCACCCCUAGCAACAAGCCGAGUCAGAAGUCCCCGGCAGCGCAUCACAAGUCUGCAGUGGUGCACCCUGUCCCAGCAACAGAUCAGCAGCCUAAGUGUGUGGACACAGGGAGUAAGAAGGAUGGAGGAGACGACGGCAGCAGCAGCAGCAGUAAGGCAGUGCCGUCAUUCUACAGCAGCGAACUCUGGAAUCGUCGACGCAGUGAACGUAUAUUCCUCAGCGAACCGGCCAUCCUACCCGGUGGCAUCUCUCCUCUCACCAGCAAUGUGUCACCAAGUGGCAGUGCAAGCAGUGCCAAGUCUCCCGGCAAAAGCUUUGCGUCUGGACCUGUAUUCAAGAAUGAGAAACAAGAGACAAAGACACCGAGUAAGCCACGCAGCAGGCAACCAUCGAAGGCAGACAGCGAGCAUAAGAGGUCGAAGCCAAUUCCUGUCAGGAGGCCUGCAGCAGCAGCAACAGCAGGAGCAACUGAGCGUUGUACUGGAUCAUUCACCUACGACCCAUACUACUACCCAGACUCAGACAGUGACGAGCCAGGGGGCAGCACUGCUGACGACUCGGACAGCAGUAGCAGUAGCAGUAGCAGCAACAGUGACUUCACUGAAGAGGAGAAUCUUCCAUUAAGUGCAUUAGUGGAGAAACCAUCUCGCCCUGUCACUCCCGAGCCGAGAAGCUGUCAGAUCUCGGAGGAAGAGUUGCGAGAUGGACUGCGGGUGCUAAUUCUGAUGGACGGUCACUUCUACCCGGGUUACGUGACGGAGAUAGAGCCGCCAGACGUCUACGGAGUCACCAUCGAUGGGGAGAGGGGCAAGCGACCCUACAUCUACCCCAGAGAGGAGCUGCUACAGGAAGCAGUGGGAGAUUGUGCUGUGUUUCUCUCGACGGGCCGACCACACCUGCCCUACGUCGGGCGUGUCGUGACGAUGUGGGAGGGCUGGGGAGGCAACAUGGUCGUCAAGGUGAAGUGGUUCUAUCAUCCUGAAGAAACGCGGGGUGGUCGCAGACUCAUAGAGCAGAAGCACUAUCUCCUCCAGGGAGCGUUGUUCCAAUCGCCACACGUCGAUGAGAAUGAUGUUCAGACGAUAUCUCACAAGUGCAACGUGUUGUCAUGGCAACAUUACAAUGCAUACAGGCAGCAGAAGGAGGGGAGGAGGGAUCCUUACAGUAACGAUGAUGUAUAUUAUCUCGCUGGAUCGUACGACCCGACUAACGGGAUCAUCAACUUUGAACCAAUAGAUUAA